CCCAAGGGAAAUAUCAAGUUGUUUGUGGAGACGUUUCUGUGUCUGGGUGAUAAGGGCCAUCUUGAGGGCCAAACAACUUUGUUCAGAUCGCAGCAGUCUGUUUCCAAAAGGAGCCUCCCGUGAGUCGGCGGAGUGAUCGCUGUGUACCUGUGCCUCAGGUGUUUACAUAGGGUAGCGGAUCGCUCCACACUCUGUGUCAACACAACCCAGUCAUGGCCGCACGAGUCAGCUUCGGCUCCCCGUCCGACAGCGUCGCACCCAAGCCCGUCCAGCCGCAACAGGCGCCCCGAAGGAACGUCAAAGCCACGGUCAAGUACAACCGGGCCCUGCUGAAGCGGCGGUUAGAGCUGGAAGAGUGGGUUGACGAGGCACUCAGAGAUAUCUACGAAUGCGACGAAGAUGAAGAUUACGAAAUAGAGAUUGACAUAGAUGAAAUGUUAGAACUCCAAACAGAAGAGGAAAGGGUAGAAUUUUUGAAGGAAUUGCUUGUUGAUUGUAAGAAGCCAACAGAUGAAUUCAUUCAGGAGCUGCUCCAGCGAGUCCAGAAGCUUCAGAAAUUGAGUGGAAACUCAGCAAGAUAACUAACUGUACACCUGUCAGUCAUCUCUUACCUUAUCACCUGCAGCAAGACACAAGAUUCCACAAUCUGCACCAUUCCAUGUUUGUUAGUAUUAAAGUGGGUGAUGUUGCAGAGGCAUGUCUUGUUUGUGCUUUCACAGAGAACUUGGAUACUUUGUACAUUAUAUGUACUGUAAUGUUGGUAGAAUGUUUACAAUUCAGCUAUAUACCUGGACAAAUUGUCACUUUCAAAAAUCAAAAGGAGACUAAAGUGUCUGUUUUCUUUUAUCUUUAGAUAUAGAAUAUAUUCCAGUAUUAAUAUUAAUUACAAAUUGCAACAUUGAUCUUAAUUAAAACACACUGGUACUACUAGUGGUAGGAUUUUGAGGUAGUAGUUUCCAUGACACUAGUGUCAUGUCAUACAUAUUGUUUAUAUGUCAAGAUAUCUAUUUCUUCCCUGUAAACAAACUUUACUACUAGUUUGGCAACUCCCCAGGGCAGUGCCUUUUAUUGUAAGUAACACUUGUUCCCACGUGUCAAAAAGUGCUUGGCCUUGUAACAAGUUUUCAGCCAUAGAUUUUAAAAGAAAGAACGAAUUAGUUAUAAUAUAAAUCUUAAAUGUAAGAAGUGUAUCACAUGCAUGUUUUUAAACAUAGCAGUUUUUACGCAAAUGUUGAUAUGACAGAUAUUUUUAGGUAGAUAUUCAUAUUCUUAGUAUUUUCGUUGUUGCACUUAAUUGAAGUCAACGGAUCCAGGCUGCUAAUAGUAAUACAAAAUUACUUGUACAUACUGACAAUGCAGUCUUACACUUCUAUGAAAUCCUACAGCAAUCCAAUCACAGUUGUUAAUGGAAGUAAUAUAAGAAUGAGCUGCAGAAUUCUAUUAGCCUUUGUUUGCUUACUGAAAGUGUUGCCUGUGCUACAUGUGAAAUAUCUUCCAACGGUUGUCAGUAAUGUUAGUGUAACAUGCUUAAAAGGUGAUGGACACCUUUACUAAUGAAUUCUUGCCUCAGUUCUCUGUUUGUAAGCUGAAGGCCAAGGCUAUACACUCUAAAGUGUAUCUUCAACCUGUAUUCAGUUGUAAAACACACAAAAGGGAAAUAGCUAGCAUAGGAGAAAUACACACUACAGCCAUGCUUCAAUGUUUGUAAUGCCAAAGUUUUGGUAGUCUGCAACAUUCUUCAUGGCUGGUGACUGGUGCUGAACCCAAAUAGGCUACCGAUAUGUUG
Messenger RNA from Branchiostoma belcheri (Belcher's lancelet), 1786 nucleotides. Its product is annotated as protein phosphatase 1 regulatory subunit 14C-like. The transcript is spliced from 4 exons. Gene Ontology annotation, biological process: regulation of phosphorylation. Gene Ontology annotation, cellular component: cytoplasm. The record is from RefSeq and is a predicted model, not a curated record. Gene Ontology annotation, molecular function: protein serine/threonine phosphatase inhibitor activity. Lineage: Eukaryota; Metazoa; Chordata; Leptocardii; Amphioxiformes; Branchiostomatidae. Bases 213 to 581 code for a protein of 122 amino acids.